This is a messenger RNA of Emericellopsis cladophorae, 1101 nucleotides long. Its product is annotated as putative alcohol dehydrogenase. NCBI's taxonomy places the organism in Eukaryota, Fungi, Ascomycota, Sordariomycetes, Hypocreales, Bionectriaceae. The coding region runs from base 1 to 1101 and encodes 366 amino acids. The transcript has a single exon. The record is from RefSeq and is a predicted model, not a curated record. Gene Ontology annotation, molecular function: oxidoreductase activity, acting on NAD(P)H.
AUGGCAACCCAUCGUGCUUCCGUUUCCCCUGCCAAGGGCCAACCUUUUGAAAUCCAACACCGCUCGACCCCGAAGCCAGGACCAGGCGAGCUUCUCAUAGCCGUCAAGUCGAUCGCCAUCAACCCAGCAGACGUACGCAUGCGGGACGAGGGACUCUACAUACCCAAGCACCCCGCUGUCCUUGGCUUCGACCUCGCAGGCCUUGUCGUCGAUGUUGGUGAGGACGUCCCCUCUCACUUUCAGCGCGGCGUGACACGAGUCGCUGCUUACUCUGCUUUCAUGUGGAAGCCGAGUGACGAAAACUAUGGCGCCUUCCAGGAGAAAUGCCUCGUCCCAUGGCAGCAAGCUAUCCCUCUUGCGGACGCCAGUCUUUCGUGGCAUCACGCAGCGACCUUGCCUGUUGCUGUCCAGGUACCGCUCUGCGCAUGGGAUGCUUUGGGAAUCUCUCGACUUGGUGAAGUCACGUCGCCUCCUUCCUCUGGAAAGAGUGAAGCCCUCUUGGUCUGGGGCGCCUCCUCGAGCGUCGGGACCAUGGGCGUCCAGACGGCCAGCCUGCUGCGAGACGACCGGAAUUCGCCCUUUUCAGCCGUCUACGCCACGGCAGGUUCUUCCAAUGUGGACUAUGUCGCUUCUCUAGGGGCAGAUUGUGUGUUCGACUACAAGGGCCCGCAAGUGGCGGACACGAUUGUCGCGAAAGCAAAGGAGAAUGGCCUCGUGAUACGCCACUGCUUCCUCGCUACCGGUCAGCUGGCAGCUUGCCAGGCUGUUCUCAAGGCUUUCGUGCCUUCAUGCCCGGAAAAAGGGGCGCGAGGAACACGAAAAGCAAAAAUUGCUUCGGCUCCUUUGAUUCCCCCUCACGCGGAGAGCGUCGAUGGGGUAGAGACCGUGUUUGUGAUGCCCUCCAUGGACGAGAAGGAAGGGUUGAAGCAAUUUGAGUAUUGGUUUGGGACAUAUCUCAAGGAUAAAUUGGCCCAGGGAAAAAUCAGGCCGAGUCCCGAACCGACCACCGUGGGAAAAGGUUUGGAGGCCAUCAAUGUAGGGCUAGACCAGAUGACCAAGGGAGUCAGCUGCACCAAGUUGGUCGUUGAGAUGUCGGAGUGA